Messenger RNA from Diorhabda carinulata, 8760 nucleotides. It is a transcript of the gene tefu, whose product is annotated as serine-protein kinase ATM. Gene Ontology annotation, molecular function: protein serine/threonine kinase activity; protein binding. The coding region runs from base 147 to 8552 and encodes 2801 amino acids. The transcript has 33 exons. Gene Ontology annotation, biological process: DNA repair. The record is from RefSeq and is a predicted model, not a curated record. Lineage: Eukaryota; Metazoa; Arthropoda; Insecta; Coleoptera; Chrysomelidae.
UUUAAAUUAUGGCGGUAUAUUUUCAAUAUCUAUUUAUUGAUAAAAUAUGACUGUUGUUUGUGAUAAAAAGCAUUUUUUUGUAACUUAAAGUGUAUAAAUAUUAGUUUUAUAAUUAAGCGAAUUCGUGUUAAUAAAUCUUAAGGAAAAUGAGCAGUAGCGAUUUAACAGAUUGUUGCAUUUCUUUGGAUAGUGAUAAAGUGAAUGAGAGGAAAAAGGCUCUUACAAAAUUAAGUUCUAUUUUAGAAAACCCUGAUAUAUCUACCGAACUUAAUGGCGAAAAAAAUAUUUCCUGGAGAAGACUCAUAAAAUCAUUGCAGAAAUGUCUUAAAAAAGAUGCGGAAAAAUGUUUCGAAGACGCGAAGAAAAAAAAUAUUUCGUCUGGAAUACCAACAGUUUCCCUUUGCGCAGAUAUAUUUGUUCAAGUUAUUGAUAUGGCAAUUAAAGAGGAUGACCAAAUAGACGUUUCUGAAUUAAUUCGAUAUAUAAUCGGUUGCUUAAACGAUAUGAAAAUGAAAAAGUGUUACGAAAAACAAUUCCUAAUAAUUGUACAAAAAUAUAUUUUAUUAAAUCCCCGUUGCAGAGGGCAGCUCGAUGUGAAUGAUUGGACAGAAAUUUACAUUAUGUUGAAAUCAUUGCUUGAGCAGUAUAAUGAGCAUGUGGUGGUCACUAAUUGUUUUAUGACUUUAAUUAAAUACGGUCCUCUAUGUGGUCUCCCUCCUAUGCUGUUACGAAGAGAAUUUGGUUUUUUGACAACGAUAUGUCAUAAAGUUAAUAAUGGAUCGCCGAUAUCCCUGCAAGAAAAUAUUUUGGAAAUUGCCCUGGAAUUUUGCAAACAUACUGCCAAAGAUAAUAGAGUCUCGUGUUGUAAAUUUGGAGAAGAUAUAUUUUCAACGUUUAUCAACAUCUAUGAAUUAAAUGGAAAACAAGAAAAAACAAAGGAGUUGAUGGUGCAGUUUUUAUUAUUGCAAGUAAUAAUCCAUCAUCCAAAUGGAGUUUCCGAAGAUAAUAGUUCAUCUUACGCGCAUAAUUGGAAUCAAUGGAAAAAGAUAUUGAAAACAAUCUAUAGUACUUUAAUUAGUACGGAAAUUCAUUUAUAUUUCAAAUGUUAUCAAAAAAAUACGUCGUUUUUCAAAAUUAAUGGAGAAAAUAUAACUUUGUGUUCUAAUUUUACAAGACUUUUCGUUGAAAUUAGUAAACAGUUAUUCACUUAUCCAGAUUUAGAUGUUUCUAUGGCGGUAGAUUGUAGUUUUCCUUCACAAAAGAGACAAAAAACCGAUUACAAACUCCAUCAUUUCAUCAAUAAUAUUAAUGAAACAAAAAGUUGGUUAUGGAUUCAUCUAGUAUGUUCAAUAAUAAAAACUUAUCCUAAUAUAAUAGACAUCACUGAUUAUGUAUCUCUUUUAAAAAUCCUCUCUUCCAUACAAAUAGAAAAUAACGAACAUAACGUUAUUGAAAAUUUAUAUCGUUGCUUAUCGACCAUGCUCCACACGCUGGAUCGUUUGGACGUAAAUUUCCACAAAGAAAAAAUCAAUCAACUUUGGAAACUCAUCGGAAACAGCACAACGAGGGCAUUCGGUUUGAAUCAACACAAAAAUGCAACGGAAAAACUAAUGGGUGAAUUAAUUUCCAGAGGAAUAAUUGAUUUCAAAGACGUUCUUCCGACUUAUCAAUCGGAAGCUAUAAAUCUUUCAUUACAAAGUAUUAAAAAUUUUAACGCCGGUUUACGUUUUAUGAUUUUAACUAACGAUGUACAAAAAAAGAAACGUAUAAUGCAGUGUAUUUUGAAAUCGAAAAAUUUACGAGAAUACAAAUAUUUGUGUAGCAAAGAAACCGCUACAUUCUUAGUGAAAUUGACUUUUAAACAGUGGCAAACCGAACAAAAUAAUACAGAAACUAAUAUAGAAUAUAACGAAUACGACGAUAUAACGAAUAUUUAUUUAAAAUCGUUAUUAGACGAAAGUGUAUUUCCAAUCAAUAAAAACGUAACGCCUGAAGAUAGUAUUAAAAAUACUCGAGACGUCGAUUUCGAAUCUGCCGCCAUUCUUAUUGAAACUAUAGAACAAUUUAUAACAAACGGUUUCGAUACUGAAGAAAUCAUCUUCAGUAAAAUAAUCCUUUUAUUAAAUAUUGCCAAUUGUACUGUAUUAUAUCGAGUACUGCUACAAGAACGAUGUAACAAUUCUUGGUUCAUAAAUUUAGUGAAUGAAUUAUUUAACAAAAAAAUCAUCAAAGAUUUCACAAUAAGUGAAUAUAAAAAUGAGAAGGAUAUCAGGAGAUUGAUCGAAUAUAUAAAUAUUUUAAACGAAUUGUUUUCCUUGUCUAUUUCCGAUGGGAUAAUGAUUGAACUUAAGGAAUUAUUUCCCUUCGAUAUACUCAAAAUUCUGUUUAAAAUAUUGAAUAAAUUACAAAAAGAGGAUAAAAUGGUUUCCGUUUUGCAAUCGCAACUUAAAAUAAGCAUCACACAAGCUCUAUCGAGUUUUAGUUGUAUAUGUGGAAGUAGUUUGAAUGGAAAUCAACGUCACAUUUUAGAAAUUUUGGCCAAUCCAAAUUAUAACUUUCAAAUGGAUGACGAUUUUAAGUUGUUUGCAACUUUUAUCGCAUCACUGAAAUUAUCUAAACCAGGGUAUUUACCAACUACUAUUAUCACCAAUAUAUUAACAUGCAUUCAUAAAAUGUGCGUUGCUAGAUAUGAAGAUAAAGCCGAAGAUAUAUUGAAAAUUCUUCAUGAAAUAUUACCGCACGUGGCUGCUUCUGGUAACGACCAAAAUCGAUGUACAAUUAUGGGAUUGCUCAAACCUUUAUAUGAUAAUGUGAAAAAUAACGGUCCAGCUGUUACAUUAAGACUUUUGAAUUGUUUGCAAACUCUUUGCGAGUUAGAUCCGGCAAACGAUUACUCACAAUGGUCAGAAAUUGAAAUAAUUAAAUUUAUACCGGAUUUUUUGCGGAGCGAUUAUCAGGAAGUUCGAUUUAAAACCAUCGACGUACUCGUUUCUUUUUAUAAAAUAAACGCCGAAACUAAUAUACUCAAAAAUAUUCAUUUACAGGAAGAGGUAUUUUUAAAAAUGUACGAAAUGAGUAUUGCUGUUUUUGAUGUCGACGGUAUAAAUACAGACGAAAGAAGGGCGGAUGAAAUUGUUUCGCGUACGGCGAGUGUUUUACUCACUUUUGGCGAUAUAGCCACUCAUUGUCAUAAUUGGAUCGAAGAAAGUAUCUAUGCUUUGAUGAAAAUUGCCCAUAUAAAAAAUAUUGAUUCUUUGGAUAAAAUAUUGAAUAUAAUAAAUAAAAGACAAUUUGGAGGUGAUGCAAUAAAUAUUUUGGAAAAGUACGUGAUUUAUUUAAUUGAAAAAUGGGUAACCGAUGGUUACAAAUUCGAAAAUUUCCACUAUAAUUUAUUGAACUGUUCCACAAAGUUCGAAUUUUACAAGAAAUAUUUCGAACAAUGCGCACCUUUUUUAAUUUUAACCGAAUCCGAUGAUAUUAUGAAAGUGGUUGAAGAACUUUUUGGAGUAAAUUGUAAAAUAAUCGAGAAAACGGCUGCGAAAAUAUUCUCUCGUUUAAUAUGUACCGAUAUGGAUAAUAUGACUGAAGAAAUUCUGAACAAGAAUAAAUAUUUGGUUAAAAUUUCGAAAAUGUUCGAACCAAAACGAUUAGAAGAAGUAUUGAGAAAUAAUGUCGACCAUAUCGUGAUGGGAAUUUUGGAUUUUUUAACUGAUGAAAAAGGCGUUAAGUCGUAUUUUGGUGAAACCGUUAUAUACUAUACGAAACACUUGAGCGAAACGGACAUUAAUAAAUGUUUUUCAUUUGUCGAGAUUAUUAUUUGCAACAAUCGACCAUUAGGAUUAUUCUUAUCGGAUCAGUGUCUAACACAAUUAGAACAUCUCUUAUUAGAAUUAAAGAUGAAUGUUUAUAAAAGUAGCGUAACUAAAGAAAAAUUGAAAUAUUUUCACAGAUACGCCUUUUUCGUUGAAAUAAUUACGGAUUGUCUCACGUCGAAAAGUUGUUGUAGAUAUUUUUUCGUGCGUGACGUACUUCACACCAUUUUCAAUAUUAUUGAAAAUAACGAAAGAUGCACGAGUAUGUUGUUAGCUUCGUGUCGAUUCCUGAAUAGUUUUUUAAAAAAAAUCUUACCUAAACUAUCGAAAACUUUUAUAGAUUUUUUUCACGACGUUGUCAGUUGUUUGAAAAUGAUUUACGUUACUAGAAAAGCGAUAAAAAAUCAUUGUAAAGAUAUAUUAAAUUUUCUAAUAGUAGAAAAUAAAAAUUAUUUCGAAAAAGAAAUAAAAACGUUGGAUAAAUUUCCGGAUCAAUUAGAUUUCCAUGAUAUAAUAAUCAUUCAACAAAAUUAUAGAACUUCGAGCGAAGAAUCGUUCUUGGAAGAACAAAUCGAUCAGUUUUUGAAUCACAAAGAUAUUUUGACUAAAGAAGAUAGUUUGGUAUAUUUGAGGAAAGCUUUGGAGAAAAAUAAAAAUGAAUUGCAGGAAUUGUAUGAUAAACUUCGAAAUAUAAGAGGAUUCUCCGAAGAUUGCGAAAAAAGCUUGUUGCACAGACUUAUAUGCACUUUAUGUCAACUUAGUUAUUCGACGAAUCAAAACGUUAGUUUAGAAGCCAUCAGAUGUUUGGGAGAACUUGGUCCAGCAAAUUUACAAACACUCGUGCUACAAUCGGAAAAAGAAUUGAUUCAAAUUAAACAAACUCCUUCUGUGAUUUUAUGUGGUGCUGUCAUUUCAUAUUUGAUUAAAUAUAUCGUAGACUGUGAUAUAAAUGUUGUUGAAGAAGCGAGCAAAAUGUUGCACGUUAUAUUAAAUAAUAAAGAAGCAAAAAAACUUGUUGAUUUGAAUAGUGAUUUCGGUUACGGACCUAUCAACAAAAAUUAUAUAAUUCCGUAUUAUCCCUCAACUUUAUCGUCGCCUUUCCAAAAUGCUUCUGUGAAUGAAGAAUAUUUUUUGGAAAAACUUGGAAAUAGUGAAAUAUGGUGUCCACGUGUCCACGGUUGUCACAAUAAAUGGAUUACUAUGUUGGUCUCGAAUUUAUUAGGAACUUUUACAGAUAGAACUUAUUUAAAUAAAUUGGUCGAUAUUUGUAACGUUAAGGUUGAUUUUUGUGAAUCUCUUUUACCUCUCGUGAUCGAUCUACUGAUUUAUCUCGAUAAUUCAACAAUUACUUAUUUGAUAUGUGAAAAAAUCGAUUAUUUUUUCUCUGAACAUUGGAAAAUUACCGUUAACAAAACCACCAAUGAAGAAUCUAUAGCCGUAAAUAAAAAAUCCGUCAAAUGUAUGUUGAACAUUAUUAAUUAUCUAAGAUUAAUGAACCAUGGCAGCUCUCAAACAAGCAGAGCUUGUGUGGAAUGGAAAUUUGAUUAUUUGAAAAUAUCUAAAGCUGCCGAAUUUUGUGCCAAUCAUUUUUCUGCGUUGUAUUAUUCGGAAAUUUGGUGUCAGAAUAAAAUAGAUGAAAUACAAAACGAAAAUCCAACUUACCUCGAACAACGCUCCACUAUGAUCGAUUUUAUAUAUGAACACGAACAUCCUGAAUAUUCCGAAACUUUACACAACAUCUUGAGGAACGCGUACAAAGCAAUCGGGGAUUUCGAUGCUCUACCUGGUUGUGGCAUAUCCUUUCUACUCCAACCAAAAUAUCGAGUAGAAUAUUAUAAAGAACAAGGAAAAUUUGAUCAAGUCAUACAUUUUUACGCAAAUCAAACAUCUUCUUCGAAGGACUUAGUCAACAGCUUCAAAAGUUGUGGCUUGUAUCAAAUUCCAAUUUAUUGUUCUAAACUAGAAGAAGCUGAAUACGAAUGUUUUUGGAGGUUAUCUCAAUGGGAUUUCGAGGACAAGAGACUGCCUUUUGACAAUACAGUAGUCAAUUUCGAUUUCGAAAAGUACAGGUUUUACGCUUUGAAAGCUCUACAUGACAACAAUCAAUGCGCGUUUGAGGACGCUUCGAAAUCACAAUUCCUGUCUAUACAAAACCACGUGAGGAACGUUAGUUUGGAAAGCAGCCACAACUUAUACCCGAUAUUGACAAACCUGCAAUCGCUUAAGGAAAUAGAAGAUUUCUACGAAAGCUCGAAAAGUAAAAAUCUAAUUACGAUUCUUGAUAAAUGGAAAUCGCAAGACAAACUUAUUAAAUCGAAUGAUUUUCAAUACGUUGAACCGAUUAUUACUCAGAGAUUAGUCAUGCUAAACGAUUAUCUGUUUAAGAAUGUAGAUGAUGAUGACGUUAAAAAUUAUGUUAUUGAUUUGAGUUUGGACUUUGCAAAUUGGGCCAAGGGAGAGAAACGUUUCAAAGAAAGUUCGAUAAUUUUGGAGAAUUUAAAAAAAAUUCGGUCGCUUGAUAACGAAAUUAUGACAAAAAUCGAUUUGAUAGAUGCCCAAUUAUCGUGGUCACUUAAUAAUACGCUUGUAGCAAGGCAGAUAUUAAACAGAUUAUGCAAAAGUACAGAUAUAACUAAGUUGAAAUCGGCCGCGCUUAAAUUGACGGGACAAUACAUGAGUGAAAGCAAUUCGGAAAAUCGAACGAAAAUAAUAACUAAUUAUUUUCUGGCUUCCGUAAAAUUAAUGGGUUCCGUUAAAAGAGACGAAGAGGAUAUUAAAAAUGUGAUGGAUACAUACGAUAAACUUGCACUUUUUGCCGAUAAAGAAUAUCUCCAGAUAAAAUCUUAUAUGAAAUCCGAUUUGUUUCAAAAGAAAAUCGCCAAUAUGGAACAAGCGAAAAAGGCCGCUUUAAAUUUGCAGAAACAAAGAAAAAAAACUUACGAAGAAAAUAAAGCAGCGGCGAUACACUACAAAAAUAGUGAUAUAGAUGAACAGGAAAUAAACAGUACAAAAGAGGAAUGCAAUCAACUUUUGAAAUUAGCUCUUAAGUACUAUCUUCUGUGUUUGGUAUAUAGCGACGACAAAGAUAUUAGAAUUUUCAGAAUAAUGUCGCUGUUUUUAGAAAAUAGAAAAAAUAACGAAAUAUGGGAAACAAUUCAAGAACAUCUACCGAAAUUACCAAGUUAUAAAUACAUAAUAAUGUUACCUCAAUUAAUACCUCAUAUAGCGUCUGAUGAUUUCGAUAUAUUCAAUAAAAACGUUAACGAAAUAAUUGAAAAGUGCGCAAUAGAACACCCCCAUCACACUUUACCUAUUUUACUGUCUUUGGCUAACGCUCACAAAGAUAAGGAAUACGAUAAAUCGUCAACGAAAACUUCUACUAACGAUAAUAGAAUAUCUACAGCGAAACGAUUAUUAUCAAAUCUACAAACUAAAAAUAAAGGGUUAUGCGCUCAAAUUACCAAUUUGAAUAAAGUUAGUGUUGCUUUAAUCAGUUUAGCUUAUAUGGAAACUCAAGAUCAGAAUCAUCGGAAGAAGCAAUUCGAUAUUUCUUCCAAUCAGAAAAUAAUGGGAAUAAAAAAUUUUAAUGACGUUCUGGUACCUACUUGUGAAUUAGCGGUUAGUCAUACAAAGAACUAUUCGAACAUUAUCGGUAUCUCCUCGUUCAAAUCAACCUACGAAAUAGUUGGAGGUGUUAAUAAACCCAAGAAAAUUCUGUGCAGAGGAACUAACGGUAUAUGUUAUUCACAAUUAGUCAAAGGACAAGACGAUCUCCGACAAGAUGCUGUUAUGCAACAGGUUUUCAGUAUAAUGAAUAAUCUUUUGUCGAACAAAAAAACGACAAGACAUCUUUUAAUACGAACCUAUAAAAUAGUACCGUUAUCGAUGAGAUGUGGUAUACUAAAAUGGGCCGAUAAUAGUAUGCCGAUUGGAGAGUAUCUAAUAGGAGGAGAUUCGGUUGGGGCGCAUCAAAAGUAUAGACCUUCUGAUAAAACCCCUGCCGCUUGUAGGGAAAUAUUUAAGAAAUGUGCCGUAAAACCAGCAGAAUAUAAAUUGAAAGUGUAUAAAGACAUUUGUCAAAAUUUCAAACCUGUAUUCCAUCACUUUUUCGAAAGUUUUUUCCCGCAACCUGCCGUUUGGUAUGAAAGGAGAAGGGCUUUUAUACAUAGCGUAGCAACUACGAGUAUGUGCGGUUAUAUUUUAGGAAUCGGUGACAGACAUACAAGUAAUAUUCUGAUCGACAAAACUACGGCGGAAGUUAUACACAUCGAUUUCGGAAUCGCUUUCGAACAAGGAAGGGUCCUACCUACGCCCGAAACCGUCCCGUUUAGACUGACAAGAGACAUGGUAGACGCAAUGGGUGCAUCAGGAGUAGAAGGUAUUUUCAGAAGAUCGAGCGAAAAAACAAUGGAAAUCCUACGUGAAAACGCUCAAACAAUUAUAACGAUUUUGGAAGUGUUGCUGUAUGAUCCAUUGUAUGCAUGGACAGUUACUGCGGCCGAAGCUAACAAACGACAAACCGAAAGCGACAACUCAGUCACUCCUCACAUCACGGAUACUUCCGAGGAAUCGACCAAUGUUUCUGCCGAAAGAGCUUUACUGAGACUUCGCGAAAAGCUUCAAGGUACAGAAUUAGGCCAUCCGACAAGUAUUGAACAUCAAGUUGGUAAUUUGAUACAACAAGCCGUCGAUCCGACUAAUUUAUGUAAAUUGUAUGUUGGUUGGCAACCUUAUGUCUAAGAAAUACAUUAAUUAGUUGUUGUAUCGUUUGUUUUUGGUGGAAUUAAAUUCACCAAUUUUCACCACUUAGUUUUAAAACGUUAGAAAAAGUAUUACAAUAAUUUUUUCCACUGAAAAUCAAAUUUUGUGAAUAACAAAGUUGAUGUAAUUUUUUAUAAAAUUGUUUAGAUGUAUAAAAUUCGAAAUAAAAUUAUUUUUUACAUUUCUA